AAAGUGUUCGCCCAAGUCGCUUUGCCUGACGUCAGUUAAAUGCGCCCCGCUACUUGACAAUGUUUAGAAAACCGAAGCGAGCGAUUCGUGUGAGGAAAGCGGAGUCCAGCGAGGAAGAGGAGCGGGAAGAAGAGAGUGAGCAACCCCGGGCCAGGGAGCAGAGGAGGCCAGCCGGCCGCGGCUUAUUUUGUGGGACUGAGCGAGGGAAGAGGGCCGAAGCGGCGCAGGGAGACGGGGCUGGGAGUGAUGCGGCGCGGAGAGACGGGGCUGGGAGUGAUGCGGCGCGGAGAGACGGGGCUGGGAGUGAUGCGGCGCGGAGAGACGGGGCUGGGAGUGAUGCGGAAGGGGAACCGGAUCCCAGUGAAACAGUCGGGACUGCUCCUGUGGAACCCGAAUUCUCUAUUCGCUUUACAGCCCCGCCCACCCUGCUGAGCUUCGCUGAGGAGAGAGAAGAUGCAGACUUCAAGAUCAAGAAGCCCAGUGUCAAUGCAGUGGUAUUUCAAGUGCAGAAAAAGACAGAAAAGAACUCCAUAAUUAAGUCCUAUAAAAAAGAAAGAGCAGCCAAGACAGAAAGUGACAGUGACUCUGAGGUGGAGGGUCUGGAAGAAGAUGGAGCAAAGUCCAAGAGUGACAGCAGCUCUGAGCUGGAAGAUCAGAGAGAAGAUGGAGCAAAAUCAGAGAGUAACAGUAGCUCAGAGGUGGAGAAUAAAGACCCUCAGCCACAAGAAAGGUCAGACUCUCCAAACUCUGGAAUGGGCAGCUCACCUACAUCUCCUGACUCUGGCAUCACAGGUGCUAUUCCAGGCGCUAAGGUCAUUCGAGCAGCUAGAAGGCGGCGCAGGUUGGCCCGAGCUCAAGGUGAUUAUAUACCCAUUGGCACAAAGCAGGAAAUGUCCAGUUCCAGCCAGUCAGAAAGUGACAGUGACAUUGAUGAUCACGAGAGAAGAAUCAAGUUUGCCCCGGGAACAAAGACUUUGCGAGAGCAGAUGGAAGAGGAAAUGUCAUCAAACAGUGACUCUGAGAUGCAUAAAAGUGAAGAUGAAGAGGAUUUGCAAGACAAAUGGGAGGAACAGCAAAUACGGAAAGCUGUCAAAUAUCAAAAGGGAAUGGAUGAGGAUUUGCCACAAGUGAGAAUUCCACCCAAGAGUAAAAAGAGUGUUGAACCAAGGAUUUCUCUGCCACCAGUAACUGCUGAAGACAUAAAAAAGAAACUGGCUUCACGGUUGAAUUCCUUUCAUGAAGUCCACCGGGCACAUGUUGCUGAGCGAGAAAAGUAUGUUAGUGAUCUGGACAGUGCAAAAACCACACUAGAAAAGCUUGAAAUGUCUUCCAGUGAGCAAACCUAUAAGUUUUUCAAGGAGAUGAAAACCUAUGUAGAAAACUUUGUUGACUGUGUGAAUGAAAAGAUAGCCCAGAUCAAUAGGCUUGAAUUAGAGAUGAUUGAGAUUUUUCAGAAACGAGCUGAAUCCUUGAAUAAGCGCAGGCAAGAUGACCUUCGGAAUGAGUCUGUAGCUGUUCAAAAUAUAUCUGGAACUAAAGAUGCCAAUGGCCAGACUACAGACCUGAUGACUGAUUGUGAGUUACGAAGAAAGAAAAGAAGGCAAAAACGGAAGGAGUGUGGGGACUCAGAUCACUAUGAAGGGAUGUCUAGUGAUGAUGAACUGUCCACUGAUGAUGAGAGGAGUUUCCAGAAAAACAGAGAGAGCAUCAGGGCACAGAGUAAAACCAUAUUUGAGGAUGUGCAUGAAGAUUUCCACCAGAUAAAGAAUAUCCUGUCCAGAUUUACAGAGUGGAGAGGGAGAUUUCCUGAGUCCUAUUACGAUGCCUACAUUAGCCUGUGCCUCCACAAACUACUGAAUCCAAUAAUCCGAGUGCAUCUGUUAGACUGGAAUCCCUUGGAGGAUAAAAAAGAUCUGGAAGAGAUGACAUGGUACCAAGACUUAGAAGAGUUUUGCUAUAGGGAGAAUGAGCUGGAGAUGAAUGACGAGAAUUCGGACCAUAAAGUCCUGUCCGCUGUGAUUGAGAAAACGGUUAUUCCAAAAGUUUCAGGAUUUGUUGAACUCUUGUGGGAUCCACUAUCCGCUGUACAGACUGACAACCUAGCGCAUUUCUGCAAAACAAAUGUCAAGCAUAAUGAGUCCAGUAAAGCAGUGCAGGGCCUGAUAAAUUGUCUACUUUCAACAAUGAAGAAAGCCAUUGAAGAUGAUGUGUUUAUUCCUCUCUUUCCAAAAAGACUUUUGGAAGACAGAUUCUCUCCGCAUUCAAGAUUCCAAGAAAGGCGUUUCUGGUCUGCUGUGAAAAUGUUCCAGAACGUUCUUUGCUGGGAUGGAUUCCUCCAAGAAGAGACCCUGCAAGAGCUCAGCCUUGAUAAGCUGCUUAAUCGAUACCUACUGCUAGUAAUUCUGAAUGCAGAGCCAGGACCAGACAGUGUGAAGAAGUGCAAGAGAGUGGUUGAAUGUCUCCCUCAGAGCUGGUUUAGGAACCUUGAGAGUGGAUCAUCUCUUCAUCGCUUACUGAAUUUCAGCAAACACCUACUGCAGUCUAUUCAUACUCUGCACAAGCUAAAUGACAGAGAAAACAUGAAGAUUUUAGUGUCCCUGCUCUUGAAGAUCAAAGCCGUGGACUACGCAGAGGAAGCCAUCAGCCAGUAUAACCUGGAAGAACUGAAAGUGGUCACGUGAUCCCUUUUCAAGCUUCUUGCACCCACCAGCUUUCAUAAUUAUAUAUUUUAUACAAUAAAAUUGGAUUUUUCUCUCCUGA
Messenger RNA from Xenopus tropicalis (tropical clawed frog), 2760 nucleotides. RefSeq names its product GC-rich sequence DNA-binding factor 2 (gene gcfc2). Lineage: Eukaryota; Metazoa; Chordata; Amphibia; Anura; Pipidae. Gene Ontology annotation, biological process: mRNA splicing, via spliceosome. The record is from RefSeq and is a predicted model, not a curated record. Gene Ontology annotation, cellular component: nucleus. Gene Ontology annotation, molecular function: DNA binding. Bases 60 to 2681 code for a protein of 873 amino acids. The transcript is spliced from 18 exons.